This is a messenger RNA of Vespula pensylvanica (western yellowjacket), 948 nucleotides long. RefSeq names its product sperm flagellar protein 1-like. Gene Ontology annotation, molecular function: microtubule binding. Bases 325 to 933 code for a protein of 202 amino acids. Gene Ontology annotation, biological process: regulation of cytoskeleton organization. The record is from RefSeq and is a predicted model, not a curated record. Gene Ontology annotation, cellular component: axoneme. The transcript has 4 exons. NCBI's taxonomy places the organism in Eukaryota, Metazoa, Arthropoda, Insecta, Hymenoptera, Vespidae.
CCCGAGACAUUCGCUUAGGCUUUCGAAUGAAUGCGAUCACCAUGUGUAAAUACUUAUUUUUAGAAUAAAAAUAUGUUUUUAUUUGCGUUUAUUUCGUCGCAGGUAUUCACCGUUUAAAACAAAGAUUAUUUGCUUAUUUUAGAUAUAUCAUCCAGAUAGAUUUACAAGACGGUUUGUAAAUUGUCGGCAUAUAAUGGAGAUGUUACUUACGUUAAAUUUUGAUUAUAAAAAGAAGACGCGAUUGUCUUAGCAUGUUUUAAUUAAAUCAAAAUCGUAGUUCUGAAAAGGUAAUACUGAAGUGUAUGCAGAGAAACAUAUAUAAAAAUGGAGCCGGUAAACGAAAAUAAGCUCGAUGAGAUUUACGCGUGGAUAGAUCAGAUUACGUUUUCAAGACCGAAGAAAAAUAUAUCGAGAGAUUUUUCGGACGGAGUAUUUAUGGCCGAAUUGUUGAAACGAUAUUAUCCCAAGCACGUUGACGUGCACAAUUAUGUGCCUGGCAAUAGUAUAGCAAAGAAGAUCGAUAAUUGGAAUAUAUUAAAUAGAAAGGUUCUUUCUAAAAUUGAUAUGAAACUUGGAAAAGAUGUAAUCAAUCAAUUGGCAAAUUCACAAUUAGGUAUUAUUGAGAAAGUUUUGAUAGACGUGCGAGCGAAAAUUUUGAAAGACUGUAAUGUAGAUAGGGAUUCAUUAUAUUCUGAUUAUGAAGAAAAUGGAAGAGGUAAAAACGCUAAACCUACUUUAAAUCCUGAAGAAAUCGCUAAUAAAACAGUACCACGUCAUACUUUUAUAAGACUUAAACAAGAAUUGCAAGAAAGGAAUGAAACUAUUAACGCACUUCAUCAAAAAAUUUCACACUUAGAAAGUUUGAUUAAAUUGAAGGAUCAAAGAAUAGUAGAUCUUACGGCACAGGUUACAAGACCAAUGGCACAUACAUAGAUUUCUCGUACUAAU